This is a messenger RNA of Temnothorax curvispinosus, 2681 nucleotides long. It is a transcript of the gene Adsl, whose product is annotated as adenylosuccinate lyase. NCBI's taxonomy places the organism in Eukaryota, Metazoa, Arthropoda, Insecta, Hymenoptera, Formicidae. The record is from RefSeq and is a predicted model, not a curated record. Bases 89 to 1381 code for a protein of 430 amino acids. Gene Ontology annotation, cellular component: cytosol; nucleus. Gene Ontology annotation, biological process: 'de novo' AMP biosynthetic process. Gene Ontology annotation, molecular function: mRNA binding; (S)-2-(5-amino-1-(5-phospho-D-ribosyl)imidazole-4-carboxamido) succinate lyase (fumarate-forming) activity; N6-(1,2-dicarboxyethyl)AMP AMP-lyase (fumarate-forming) activity. The transcript is spliced from 2 exons.
CAGAUGACGAGGUAUCAGCUGAUCGCGCGUAGUUUCAUUCACGCGGUCGUGUCAGACGGUUUCUCUUGCUCUCUCUCGUCGAUCAACCAUGAGUGCCUCGAAAGUGCCGAGCGACGAUCAUUGCGACUAUCGCAGCCCUCUAUCGACCCGGUACGCCUCGACGGAAAUGCGCUACAAUUUCAGCGACCAGAACAAGUUCGGCACGUGGCGCAGGCUCUGGGUUUAUCUGGCCAAGGCUGAAAUGUACGAAGAUCGUGGCACGGUCGACGACAAGGGCGACGUGCAGAUCACGCGGAAGUACCUGCAGUCCAAGAAGGCCGCGUCCACGCCGCCGGCACCGCCGACGCCGAACGAUUCUAAUCGCGGCCGUAAGCAAAUUCCGCCGAUCUGCCCGCCAAACGGCGGCAACGGCGGCAAGACCGACGGCGGACCGUUCAGCAAGUCCAUCAAUCGCAACUGCAACACCACCCGCUAUUCCACUAUGCUGGCCAUGUCGUCCAUGGACGAUUCAUCGCUGGAUGGCGACGACAAGAAGCCGCAGAUGGUGUUCAUGGACAUCAACGACAACGUGCAGCCGCUGAACGGGUAUUACCACUUCCAGGACAAGGCGCAACGGAAGAAGGACGCGGACAGCUUUCCCAACUUCGACAUGUGGAACUCGAAUCUGGUGCCGCCGUUGCCCAACUCGCCCACGAGUUCCGGCAGCCCGAAGACCUCGGAUGAGAGCUUGUUCCUGGAUAAAAUGCCGAGCAAGUCGCCGCGCGAUUGGGAGAACGGCACGACGUAUCCCAUGUCGCAGCCUCCCUUGCUCAACGGAUACCAAUACUCGGGCGAUUCCAGCGUCUCGAAUUGCCCGACCUAUUACAAUUUCUUGGCCAACAAAGUGGCCGAUCAGACCCGGCCGAUCGCGGCCGUUCGCUAUCAGAAUUAUCCGUGUUACGUGCUGCUGCAGAAGCCGCCGACUUAUCUCUAUUCCAAGGACGUGGUAGCUUAUCCGCAAUCCUCGCUCGUCUCCCAUCACGCUCGCGACGGCUACGAGUGUCGGUCGUUCGGGCGCAACGAGCAGAUCGGCGCCCACGGAUCGAUCGCGUCGACGGAUCCGAGCCCCGUCCAGGUCGGCGAGAAGCUCGGCAGCGACUACGAAUUCUGGCGCGCUGGAGUCCUGAAAGCAACGGGAAGCAACGACGCGACGUCGCGCACGAUCAACAAACCCGCCGCGUCGUGCUACGCAGCGCAAAAUUACUCGCCUCUUCUUUUGAACUUCACGCCGAUCUGCACGAACGCGGAAAACGCGACGUCCUGCUUUUUCCCGCUCGACGGGAACGACGAGAAACGCCCCAGGCCGAUCUUGAAGCAGGAAACCGUUCGCGCCCAGCUGUAAUUUUUCUUCCUUUCCGCCCCUCUUUUCGUUCCUCACUUUUGAGACUUUACGUAGGUUUUAUAGAGAACAGCGGCGUUUUUAUGUUUAUUUAUGUUUACUAAUGGGGCAUUCAUUAGACACAUUUUUCGUUUUUAAUUAGUGACCUUGCUGCCAAAGAGUUAGUAGUAGGUAGCUAGUAAGUAGCACAAAAAUUUCUUUUUUUUUUUUUAGUGUAAGUGUUAAACUCAUCACAGUUUUCUCAACCUACAGCUCAAUAUGACUCGCGCAAUUUUUUUUUAUUUUAUAGCAUUUUAUCAAUGCCAUGUUACCUUUUUUUUUUGAAACCACGUAUAAUCGUUGGCAGUAUCUAUUUUUUAACGAUCUAAUAGCGAUUUAAAUAGCGGCUCGCUUGCAAGGCACGUUUGCGUGCAAAUUUAUAUUGGAUUAAGUGUCUCGCGUUUAAAUAUUUACUAUAUUUAUUUUGAAAGUGAGAUUAAGAAGACCACCCACGUGUAUUUUCUAAUCGCGUAGUUUUUAAUGGGUUUUAGAUUUUUUAUUGCCAUAUUUUUUGUUAUCGUCACGCGCUUGGAGUGAGAGAAGAGAGAUCCGAGAUCUCCCGUGAAAUUAAACAAGCCACAUCCGAGAAAUCACGCUAUAUUUUAAGAAUACAAAACCGAAGACGAAAGAUAAAUGAUAAAAUCGACAAUAAAUCGACAAAGCUAGCGCUACAUUUAAAUAAUGUUUACAGCAGAUUACGGAGCGACGCGCAUCCCGCCGCAAUUUGGCGGCAAUUGAGUACAUCAUGUUUCAUGAGGAAUGUCGCAAAGAAGUAUGAAUCAUGUUCUUCCGAUAGUAUUAUCUUACACAUUAAGUUACAGCUAAAUAAUCAACAACGCGAUCAGCGCUGCUUAUUUUUUUCUCAGCAUGUUCCGCGCGAGGACGAGUAUUCUGUGUGUUCCUUAAUCGCCGUUCCUAAUGACUAUUAUUGUAAGGAAUAAAGAUUUUUAACGAAGCGAUCACGGUCGACGUUUCCGGUUGUGACACGCGCGAUAUCGCCGCGAUGUAUCUGUAAGUUUUAAUGGCAACCUAUUUACGUGGAGGAGGGAGAAGCCGCGUGUCUUUGCGAUCGACCACAUCUCGGGCAAGUGUCCGAUUUCGGUUUAACAUUCUGCGAAUGGAAAUUAUUUCUGGUCAUCGAAUUUUAAACGAAUCUUUUAUGGAACCAUUAUAUCGACACUUACAGUUCUGACGCCUCGAUCACGGAAAUGCAAUCGACAAUUGGUACACCGUAGCUUUCUUAAAUCCGUGCCUUCGAGCCUGC